Messenger RNA from Symbiodinium natans, 1362 nucleotides. The record is from the annotation of a GenBank genome assembly. NCBI's taxonomy places the organism in Eukaryota, Dinophyceae, Suessiales, Symbiodiniaceae.
AUGGUCCCUUUGGGCUUGCUACUAUCAGGUGGCCCCGAAUAUUUGAGGUACCCACAAAGAGGACCAGAAUGUUGUGACUAUGGUUUCUGGGCUACCAAGGAAGACUAUGAUAAGCUCCAUGGUCUUAGUGAGACGACGGCCCAGAUUCAUGAGUUUUGGUCACACAGCUGGCAAACAAAACUAUGGCUCAAGUACUUGUGCGUGCUCUUCCUGAACAAUGGCUUGCCGGCCUUCAUAGUCGGCUCUCUUAUGGCCAUGGUGGUCUUCACCAUAUAUGCGACCCUGUAUUGGCCCAAAAUCAGAGUUCUGCGGAGAUUGUGCGUGCCUGCCGGGGCAUUGGGCUAUUACUUGGCGCUGGUGCUGUGGCGGCGGCGGAAGCGGGUGUUCCUGGACAUCGCUUGCGUCAACCAAAGCGAUGACACACUCAAGGCACCAGUUCACAGGUGGUGCGUGUUCGAGAUAGCCGCAUUUCUGCAUUGCCAAGCGACCGAUGCUGAGAAGAGUCUGGUGAUCUGCCCAAUUUUUACCGGCCCGGUCCUCCUCAUCGGGAAUUUGGGCCUCAGCAUUCUCGCAAUCAUCUUCAUGGCAAUCGAUGUACCGCUUUGGCCGUGGGGCGUCGUGCUCAUUAGUGCUCUUGCCACCCCAUGUUUGUUUCUUAUGGCGUACUUGCUUCUUCUGCACUGUCGCAGCAUCGACAUCAUGCAGCGGCAAGUCGCUCACUUCACAAUCGAAGAUGCCAAGUCGCACUGUUGUACUUGUGGUCACAUCGGUGCCGACGGAGAGAGAAUCAUAUGUGACCGUAGCGUCAUUCUUCGGUGCAUCUCGACUUGGUUCGGCUCCCCUGAGCAGUUCGAAAGCAUCGUGCGCACCAGGGUGCGGAGGGCAAUGGCUCAUCAGCUGGCCAACAAUGCCUUCUCAUACUGGCGCGUAGUACAGGCGACCUGCCCGAUUCCGUGGAUCUUUAUCGACUUUCUGCUGCAGUGGAAAGGGAGGCGUGCCAAGAUUGCUAGAUUUUACAUGUUCGUCAAACUGCCGUUGUACUGGCUGCUGGUACUGCCCAGCAUAGUGCAGGUGGCCUUGCGCUUGGCGUACCGAUCACGCCAAGCAAGCAAAAGCACUCGAGGCCACAUACUUCUUUCCAUGGCACUCCUAGUGCUUGCUGCUCUCAUGUUUGCGAUGUUCUUUGCCAUAGAGCACGUUCUGCUUCCUGAGCUGCUGGGUGAUGAGAUAUACUCGGCACUGACCCUGCUCGGCAUUAUGGGCGUGGUGACCCCACUGUUGUGGUGCUGCUUGCCAAUGAUGGGCACUGCCACCAUCGACCCACCAGAAGACGCGGGGGGUUCGGCAGAUGUCGCUGACUAA